Aspergillus vadensis CBS 113365 is the source of this 1738-nucleotide messenger RNA. RefSeq names its product wax synthase family protein. The coding region runs from base 108 to 1385 and encodes 425 amino acids. The transcript is spliced from 3 exons. NCBI's taxonomy places the organism in Eukaryota, Fungi, Ascomycota, Eurotiomycetes, Eurotiales, Aspergillaceae. Gene Ontology annotation, biological process: lipid metabolic process. The record is from RefSeq and is a predicted model, not a curated record.
CACCUCUUCACCUCAGCUUAGAUUGCGUUGCUUUAUUUUCCUUGACUUUUCCGCAUGCGGGUGCUAUCUCCUGGAGUUUCCGCUCUGAAACUCACCUUUUCCGCAACAUGUACACCCUGCCGGUCUUGCUUGCGGCCUUAUUUCUACAUGUCAAGUUCCCCUUGCUUCCGGGUCUGAGAGACACCCUCUAUGGCAUCAUCGUCCUCAGCGCCUGCUGCGCCAUUUUCUACCCGCCCGACACCAGGGACUUUAUAAGAUAUACCAAUGCAUUUCUCUCUACCUCCUUUGUCAUUCGCGCUGUGGAGCUCCUCCUGGUCCAUGAUCUGAGUCACUUGAAGCGCCUACAAAGAGUGUCUUACCUAUCCUCUUCACCCGUAUAUACCUGGGAACCCAUAUCUCCCACGCUAGGGUGGAAGCGUUUUGUUCAAAUCUGCGAUCUAAUCAUCAACCCGCGCGCUGUGGGUUGGAGCUACGGCUCUCCCAAGUACCAGCCUCCCGUCCGGAAGCUCGAAGCUGUCCCGGACGGCGCAAAUGGGUGCGUUCCUAAACGCGAGGACAUCGUCCUGGUGGCAGAUGACGACCGCUUCUCGUUCUUGAGAGGCAAGGUCGUCCGGGCUCUGGUAGCCUACUUUAUCAUCGACUCGUAUCAGUCAGCUAUUGGACGGAACUACCCCAGCGUCAGCAACUUCGUAGAAACAUUCCUGACCAAUGUGCUGAAAAUCCACGCAUCCCCUGCCACAACUGAAGGCGUGAUCCGGUUGUUCAUCCUCCCGCCAGUACACUGGAUGGCCUCUUACGCCUUCGUAGACGGAAUCCACGCCGCCACCGGCGUAAUUUCCGUCGGUGUGCUUCGGAUCAUCUCUCCACAGCUCGCAGCGGAACCAUGGAUGUAUCCCCCUGUCUUCGGGGCGAUCCGAUACAUGUUUACCUUUAGCCUACGAGACAUUUGGGGCAAAAUGUGGCACGACCUCUGCCGUCGCCCAUUCCUGGCCCUCUCCCUCUCCCUCAUCCCGGACUCAUGGCCCCUAGGCCUCAGACGCCUUCUCGUCGUCUGCCUCUCCUUCAUGGUAUCUGGCGUCGUUCACGCAGCAGGGACCUACGCCGUCUCGAAGGACUGGUUCGCUGCGUCCAUGAUGAUGUUCUUCUUCUGCGUUCUGCCAGCAUGUGUGGUCGUGCAGCAGAUCAUUUCCGAUCAGAUUCUGCCGCGUGUCCUUCCCGCGAAGAGUAACAUCUCUCGAGUCGUUAUCUGGCUUGUGGAUGCGGCGUUCGUGGCCGCGUGGGGCUAUUAUACUAGUCCGUGGUUUUUGAAUUAUAGUAAGCUGCCGGAGGCGAUUGAAUCCAUUCCGAUGCCGGUUAGUUUCUGGGGGGUGGUGCUUGGGGCUUAGGUUUGGUUUCGUAUUGGUGGUUGUUAUAUAGUAUAGACUAUGUCUUCACUACAGGGGGGGAAGGGUGUUAUGUUAUGUGGGUUGGUGAACGUUUCUUGAUUUGUUGUUUCCUUGUUUUGGCAUAGCGAUAUGAUACCAUCUUAUAAAUUGGUUUUUUAUAGGGUUUGGAUAGAUUAUUGAUAGGAUUUCGGUUGCUAGCGAGGAUCCGAAUACGAAUACCAUAGUGUAUGUCCAGCUGGGACUACUGAUCCAACAAUAACGGGCAUUAUAUAGUGCUAUGUUCAGGUCGGCCAUCAUGGUACAAAUGAUUCAUCAUAUCCCCUCACUCAGCAAUGAUACUAGUGAAACAUCCG